AGCAGUCAUGCGUUGAAUACACGUAAGCUAACAUGACCAGAGCAGGAAGGGAAAUAAUGCAGUGGAUAAACAGUAACAGGACGAUUACACGUCGGGUUUUCUUCGUAUGAAUCAAGACAUUUAACCUGUUACGGUCACUUGGCAUCUUAAAGUUGCUUCUGUUGCCAUCUUCACCCCACUGACCCUGAUACAAGCUGAUAUUAUUCGUGGAGGUCUUUGCUGACUACUGCGGUGGCGGGGCUGGAUCACGCAGCUCAGGAAAAUGGCAUCACCCUUCGUGCCUGUCCCUGUGCCGCUGGAAAGAGUCUUAUCGGGAGGUAACAACAAGAUGCGGCGGCCUCAGCGAGCAUCAUCUCUGGGCAGCGUCUCCAGCAGCUCGGAGUCGUCGUCCUCUCUGAGUAGGAUGACUGGGGAGGACCGCAGUCGAGGGCGACAGUCCCGAUGCAUGGACAGAGGCGGGCGGAGCCGGACGCCCCCGCCCCUCCAGAGUCCCACAACACGGACCAGGGUGAAUGGAACUCUUGAACCUUCUGUAGAAUACUCCACCUGCCCACGCUCGAUGUCGGAUCCUGCACAGAGUCAGCAAGAUGAAGAAAGACCCAUUACUCCCACAGUGCUGGGCUAUGAAGUCAUGGAGGAAAGGGCCAAGUUCACGGUAUACAAGAUCCUGGUCAAGAAGACUCCAGACGAGAGCUGGGUGGUUUUCAGAAGAUACACAGACUUCUCCCGGCUCAAUGACAAGUUGAAGGAGAUGUUUCCAGGCUUCCGGCUCUCGCUACCUCCCAAACGGUGGUUCAAAGACAACUACAACAGCGACUUCCUCGAGGACCGGCAGCUCGGUCUGCAGGCGUUUUUGCAAAACCUGGUCGCACACAAGGACAUAGCCAACUGCCUGGCAGUGAGGGAGUUUUUAUGUUUGGAUGAUCCACCAGGACCCUUCGAUAGUCUGGAGGAGAGCAGAGCAUUCUGCGAGACUCUGGAGGAGAGCAACUACCGUCUCCAGAAGGAGCUGCUGGAGAAACAGAAGGAGAUUACAUCCCUGAAGAAAAAGCUCGAGGAGAAAGAGCAGGCCAUCUUGCUUUUAGAGAAGCAUAUCAACGGUGAGAGUGUGAGUCCAGAGUCGCCUUGUCGUCUGUCAGCUCAGGGAAGUGAGAGCAGCGCUGAUGCAGACGUGGAGUCAUCCGCUGCAGAGGCCGACCAGGAUAUGCCUGAUGAAACCGGUGGCAGAUGUGAGGUCCAGCCGGUUCGGUCCUCGGCCUGUUGGUGUGGACCGUCCCUCAGUUCGUCUCCGCCGGUCAUUCAGGUCACACAGCUGUACCACCACAACCUGGAUCCAUAAGACCUGGUCCUCCUGGUCUCACAUGUUCUACUCUUCUACUAAGUGGAACAGUAUCCAAUCCUCAUCUUUAUCUCUUCAUUUCAUCACUGUUACUGACGCCACACGGAGGACAAACCUGAUAUCUAAAGAAAAAGUCAUGGAAUUUUGGAGAAAAAGUCACAAUAUGUAAAGAAUCAAGAUUACAUUUUGUACGGAGCAUCGAAUAUCAAAACAAUCCGUUAUAAAAUCAGA
This is a messenger RNA of Sphaeramia orbicularis (orbiculate cardinalfish), 1570 nucleotides long. RefSeq names its product sorting nexin 16 (gene snx16). The transcript has 8 exons. Gene Ontology annotation, biological process: endosome to lysosome transport; early endosome to late endosome transport; protein targeting to lysosome. The coding region runs from base 263 to 1339 and encodes 358 amino acids. The record is from RefSeq and is a predicted model, not a curated record. Gene Ontology annotation, cellular component: late endosome; early endosome. NCBI's taxonomy places the organism in Eukaryota, Metazoa, Chordata, Actinopteri, Kurtiformes, Apogonidae. Gene Ontology annotation, molecular function: phosphatidylinositol binding.